GGAGUUCGACCCGCUCUGCAAGAAAGAAGCGGAACACGCACAGAAGGGGAAGGGGAAGAGAGGGGCACACCACACCACACCACCAAAGCCAGACCGCCAGACCGAGCCCGCGCCUUCCUCCGACGAGGCGAGCCAAGCCAAGCCCAGAUCGAAUCCCCCCCCCUCCCGAAUCCAUGGACGGAUCCCACUCCCACGCGGCCGGAGGCGGCGAGGGGACGCAGAGGACGCUGAACCCCUAUGUGACCGGUAACUCGGUGAUUGCAAUGAAAUACAAGGAUGGUGUGAUCAUGGCAUGUGACACUGGAGCCUCCUAUGGGUCAACUCUGCGAUACAAGAGUGUGGAGCGUAUCAAGGAGGUUGGUAAGCAUAGUCUUAUUGGAGGGAGUGGGGAGUUCAGUGAUUUCCAGGAGAUUCUGCGGUAUCUGGAUGAACUGACUCUGAAUGAUCAUAUGUGGGAUGAUGGGAACUCAUUGGGCCCCAAGGAAAUCCAUGCAUACCUGACAAGAGUGAUGUACAACCGGCGCAAUAAGUUUGACCCUCUGUGGAACUCCCUGGUGCUUGGUGGAGUGAAGAAGGGCCCAAAGGGCGAUGAGAAGUAUCUUGGCAUGGUUAACAUGAUUGGUACACACUUUGAGGAGAACCACAUUGCCACUGGAUUUGGGAACCACAUGGCAAUCCCAAUACUUCGUGGUGAGUGGCGUGAGGACAUGACCUUUGAAGAAGCUGUUAAGCUGAUUGAGAAGUGCCUGCUGGUUUUGUUGUACCGUGACCGAUCAUCCAUCAACAAGUUCCAGAUUGCCAAGAUCACGACCGAGGGAUCGACCAUCUACCCGCCGUACGCCCUGAAGACCAACUGGGGAUUUGCCGCCUUCGAGAACCCAUCCAAGGGUGCUGUAGGAACAUGGUAGACAUACUCUGCUGCUGAAGCAGUUUCAGCCCCGUGUGAGUGUUUGAUCCGAACAUGACUGGAACUCUACAUCUGCUUUGUGUGACAUGCUAUAAUUUGAUUUCAAGUUUUAUGAACAUUAAGUGUGGUCGUGUGGUCCUCUUA
Messenger RNA from Triticum dicoccoides, 1051 nucleotides. RefSeq names its product proteasome subunit beta type-4-like. NCBI's taxonomy places the organism in Eukaryota, Viridiplantae, Streptophyta, Magnoliopsida, Poales, Poaceae. Gene Ontology annotation, cellular component: proteasome core complex. The record is from RefSeq and is a predicted model, not a curated record. The coding region runs from base 174 to 908 and encodes 244 amino acids. The transcript has 6 exons.